CGAACCGCUCUUCACUAACCCCCUCUCGGCCUCCAUAUAUGUGCGGCUGCGUAUGUCGCCUCCUCUCCGUCUCUAGUUUCCUUCAUCUCCCUGCUCUGCUCACCUCCAGCGCCGGCAGCACGAUGGCAGCGGCGGCCCCCAACCCGGAGGACUCGGCCCGGAGCGGCGGCGCCAGCGGCACACCCAGCGCGCUGGCCGGGGACGGGGACGCAGAAGAGGCCGAGGACUUCACCUCGUCCUCCCACUGCUCGGAGCUGUCUCGGCGGCAGAACGAGCAGCGGAAGCAGGGCUUGUUCUGCGACGUGACGCUGGCCUUCAGCAGCGGGGCGGCCACCGGCAGCGUCCAGAGCUGCGAGUUCUCCGCGCACAGGUCGGUGCUGGCCGCGGCCACCGACUACUUCACCCCGCUGCUGGGGGGGCAAUUCUCCGAGUCGCUGUCCGGACGAGUGGAGAUGAAGGAAUGGAGCUCGGAGCUGGGGCCGGACCCGGAGACGGUGGAGAGCGUUAUCCAGUAUAUGUACACCGGAGAAAUACGCGUCAGCACCUGCAACGUGCACGAAGUCCUGGAGCUGGCGGACAGGUUCCUGCUGCUGCAGCUUAAGGAUUUCUGUGGUGAGUUCCUGAAGAAGAAGCUGAGCCUGACUAACUGCGUGGCGGUGCACAGUUUAGCCCACAUGUACACUUUGGACCAACUGGCCCUACGAGCUGCAGACAUGAUCCGACGCAACUUCCACAAGGUGAUCCAGGAUGAGGAGUUCUACACGCUGCCCUUCCACCUGGUCCGCGAUUGGCUGUCUGACGCCGAGAUCACGGUGGAUUCUGAGGAGGUUCUGUUUGAGGCCGUGGUGAAGUGGGUGCAGAAAAACCCGGAGGAGCGAGGCCGAUACUUUGAGGAGCUGUUUCGUCUCCUGAGGCUGCCGCAGAUCAAGCCCACCUACCUGACCAGGGUGGUGAAGAACGAGCGACUGGUGGCCGCCAACGAGGCCUGUCUGCGGCUGGUGUCGGAGGCAGUGGAAGGCCACGCCAUCCGCUUUGAAAACCUCAAGUCUGCUGAUAUGGAGUUCUGGUCGUCCCACAUGGCCUCCUUUCAGCCUCGCUUUGGCCAGAAUAUGGACGUUAUCAUGGUAGUGGGCGGAGUGUCGGAGGGAGGGGACUACCUGAGCGAGUGUGUCGGCUACUUCAUUUACGAAGACCGCUGGGUCAACCUGCCACACAUCCACAACCACCUGGAUGGCCACGCUAUCGCAGUCACAGAGUCCCACGUCUACGUAGCUGGAUCUAUGGAACCGGGCUUUGCUAAGACGGUGGAACGGUACAACCCCAAUCGCAACACCUGGGAGCAGGUGAGCAACCUGACCACACGGAAGCACUCUUUUGGCCUCACCUGCAUCAAGGAUAUCUUGUACAGCAUCGGUGGUCACGGCAACUUCAGUCCAGGCUUCAAAGACGUCAGUGUGUACGAGCCCGAGCAGGACAAGUGGCACAACUUGGAAUCUGCCCCCAAGAUCCUGCGAGACGUGAAGGCAGUGAGCGUGGAGGACCGAUAUGUCUAUGUAACGGCACGUACGCCCGUCGAUACGGACAACGAGGACGGACUGAAGACGGUGACAACGCGCUAUGACACUGAGAGCCGACAGUGGCAGGAUGUCGACUCCUUACCACUCAUCGACAACUACUGCAUCUUCCAGAUGGCCGUAGCUUCCACAAAUUUCUACCACACAGCUUCCUGCUGUCCCAAGAGCUACACAGUGCGGGACGAGGUUGCCAGACAGAAGAUUAGUGUCCGUAUCUCCGACGAGAUCCUGGAGAGCCUUCCACCAGAGGUAACCAGCAUCGAGGGCGCCGCUAUCUGCCACUUCGACGAGGACGUCUUCAUCAUCGGAGGCUGGAAGAACAGCGACGACGUGGACAAGCAGUAUCGCAAGGAGGCCUACCGCUACUGCGCCGAGAGGAAGCGCUGGAUGCUACUGCCGCCCAUGCCUCAACCUCGCUGCCGGGCCACAGCCUGCCACGUCCGCAUCCCGUACCGCUUCCUGUACGGCUGCCAGCGGUACCCCAUGCCCCAGAACCUGGCUCGUCAGCGGGAUCGCAUGCAGCAGAUGCAGCAGCUCCACCGGCGCACCCUCACCCUGCGUCGGCAGCUCCAGUCGCAGAUUGAGUGCUGAACAAGUCGUCCAAGAACUCUGUCCGAGAAUCACCAACCACCGUUUCACCGCAAAAAACGCCAGUCAUAUGUAACGAGCUGCAGCGGGUCUUGUGUUGCUCUCAUUCUGGAUUUCAUUAAUCAGAACGAUGCGCCGUCGGCUGUCAUGCUGUGUUGUGUUAAUGGCUGAUUUGUGGAAAGCCAUGAAGUGCGUGGGCAGGCGAGGGCUGACCAGCUGGAGGUCUGCAAAGAGGGAAAUGUAAACAUGUGAAUAAGAGUGUUAUAUAGCAGCCAACAAUUGAAUAUCCUCUAGUCAUUAAUGUUGGUAUAGAUGCUGUUUAUCUGUUUGUACAUAAAUAGUAAAAAGCUGUUUAUAUGGAUAUUUUACAUUCCUUAAUCGUAUGCCUCUACUGGGAAGGAUAUGUGACACUAGUAAUAACGGCAUUCCUACAUUCUUAAUGAAGUCUCAUUCCAUUGUAACACUGUGACAAUCUCCUCAUGCAAGUGUAACAUCGGUCCAGAACUUAGAUCAUAACUGCUCUAUUAGAAUGGCUCUGCUUGUUACUGUGCAGCCUUAACAACUAAACACGAACUGAUCCGGAAAGGCUGUUAAACUCCUCUAGGCUAGUUUGCUUUUAGAUUCUCUUCAGCAGCUGUACAGAGAACAUUUCUGUCGUUUCUGUUGCUAAUGCUAAUUUCUUCAGGUUUCUGGAGAGGUGAUGCCAUGAGAGAGAGAACUGUAAUAUCCCAAAAGAUGUGACGAGAUGUAAUGAAAUCAUUCCUUUGCUUAGCAUUCUCUUCUGUCGUUGCAUUACGCUCUAAUCUUUGGCAAAAAGGCUCAGUCAUUCCUUUAUUUUGCACUUUGGAAGACUGUCGGUCAGUGUAUUCAAGAAAGGUGCAUAAUUUAUGUGUUUAAGUAUGUUUGUGGAAGCGUGUUUGCGAAGAAGCUCUUCUGGUACGGCACUUUUUCACAUCUAAUUGUAAAGUCUUAAAGAAGCGUAGGAAUUAGCAGCCACUGCACUUUCACUUUUCCAAUUUCAUUUGUUUCAUAUCAGACAAGGUGAUUGUAUUUUGGAACUGAUUUAUUUUAGCCAGCUUCCAGCCAGUAAGAUUUGAUCUUCCUCCAAAAAAAGUGAAAAAAAAAUCAAACGUGUUCUCUUCAUCGGCGGAUUUGUUUCCAGCAUUAAAUGUCGAGUGAAACCUUGUGUUACUGUACUUCACCUGCAGCUGGGUGUAUAAUGGAGAUCUGUUAUGUCGCUCUGCGGUCUCCUUUAACCCACCAAAGAGUCUUAGGAGGGAGAUGAAAAGGAAUCAGACUUGUAGGCAAAGCAAAAGGGACUGUUAUAUGAAUGUGUUGUGACUGACAUUCAGAAAUUCCCACUGUCCGUGCAGCGCUUAAUUACAGCAUUGAGGUUACAGAGCGCAGAAAUGAUAUUCAUUUCCACUUUAUGACCAACAUAAAUAGCACUGCGAAUAUUAACUGAAAUAAGCUAUGUAAUUUGCUUUGCAUGUGAUAGUCUGACAUUGUGUCCUUUUAUCGGAUGUAAGAAAUGCUAAUGUCAUCACUUGCAAUUAAAGUUGUUUUGUAACUGACUAA
Messenger RNA from Acanthochromis polyacanthus (spiny chromis), 3740 nucleotides. Its product is annotated as kelch-like protein 11. Gene Ontology annotation, molecular function: protein binding. NCBI's taxonomy places the organism in Eukaryota, Metazoa, Chordata, Actinopteri, Pomacentridae. The record is from RefSeq and is a predicted model, not a curated record. The transcript is spliced from 2 exons. The coding region runs from base 39 to 2165 and encodes 708 amino acids.